UCCUCUCUCCCUCUUCUCUGUUUCCACUCCCCUCUCUCACCUCCACUCUCUUCCUGGGACUGGGUCUGGGACUCUCUCUUUCAUUUUCUCUCAACAGUUUCACAAGCCAGCGAGAGAUUGUAGCUUGCUUUUCCUUCGCCUCUCCCGGUCUCCCCACGGCCCACCCCACCAAAUCCAAACUUUACCUUCCUUCUCACUCCAUUCUCCAGUCCCACCCUUCCCUCCUUUCUGCAACCUCAUUCCUUCCCUUCCUGCAGUUGCAAUCUCUGCGAGUUCCCCACGUUGCUUUCUUCCUCCCAUCUCUCCAGCGUUUGCUGUUCAGCAAUGAGCACCCAGGGGGCUAAAUCUGCCAGAAAUGCGAAACCCACGACCCAAACUCCACAAUCCAGCUCGAGAUCUUCCUCCCUCGCCGCCCACAUGGCCAUGGUGGAGCUCAAACAGCGAAUCAUCACUUCCCUCUCUAAGCUCGCCGAUCGGGACACCCAUCAGAUCGCGCUCGAGGAACUCCACUCCAUUAUCAACACCCUCUCCCCUGAAGUCCUCCCAAUGCUCCUCAAUUCCCUCUACGACACCCUCUCCGAGCAGUCCACCGCCAAACCCUCCGUCAAGAAAGAGUCCCUCAACUUGCUCGCCCUCGUUUGCCAGUCCCACCGGGAAUUGACGCUUCCCCAUCUGGCCAAAGUAAUUACCCACAUUGUUAAGAGGCUUAAAGAUUCCGAUUCGGGCGUGAGGGAUGCUUGCCGCGACGCGAUUGGUGUUUUGUCCGGUUUGUAUCUCAAGGGCGGCGGGGAAGGUGAUGGUGGCGAGGGGAAUAAUGGCGGCGGGCAUGUGGUGGGGUUGUUCGUCAGGCCGCUGUUCGAGGCUAUGGGAGAGCAUAACAAAGUUGUGCAGGCGGGCGCUUCGUCUUGUAUGGCUAAAAUGAUUGAGUGCGCUGCUGGCGUGGACAAGGAGGGUUCUGGUCCUGGUGGUGGUGGUGGUGCUCCGGUAGCCGCUUUUCAGAAGCUUUGUUCCAGGAUUUGUAAGCUGCUCAAUGGACAGAAUUUCCAGGCGAAAGCAGCUCUGUUGGGUGUUGUAACCAGUUUGUCCCAGGUUUCCCUCAAGCAGCAGAUCCUAACGUCUUUGUCUAAAGUGGCUGAUAAUGACACCUACAAUAUUGCAGUCAAAGACCUUGAUUCCAUUGUGCGAAACCUGUCUCUUAGUGAUCUUCCAGAGGUAGUCAAUGAGGCCAGAUUAAAAUUAUUUGUGGGACCAUUAUUUGAUGCUUUGAGGGAGCAGAAUGAAGUUGUGCAAUCAGAAGCAGCUAUUUGCAUGGCAAAGAUGGUGGAGUGUGCUGCAACCAACAACACUGUAGGAGCAGAAUUUAAGGAUCUAUUCCCUAGGAUUUGUAGAGUGCUGAGUAGUAAGAGUUUUCGAGCCAAGGCUUCAGUUUUGAGCACUGUCUCCAUCUUCUCACAGGUAGGAGCAGUUGCUCCACAAAGCUUGCAACCAUUGCUGCAGAGUAUUCACGACUGCCUUAGCAGUACAGAUUGGCCAACACGCAAGGCUGGAGCUGAUGCUUUAACUGCCUUAGCAGUCCAUUCCUGCAGCUUAGUUUCAGCCGAAGCUGCUGAUUCUACAUUCACGGCGCUUGAGGCUUGCCGUUUUGAUAAGAUAAAACCUGUUAGAGAUAGCAUGAAUGAGGCAUUGCAAUUAUGGAAGAAGAUUGCAGGGAAAGGAGGCGAUGGGGUUUCAGAUGACCAGAAAGCUUCCUCUCCAGGUGGUGAAAAUCGAGAAACUACCGAGUCAACAGAGAAAGGUUUGAAUGCAAGAAACAGAAGUCUAGAGUCCCCUGCCAUAGAUCUACCUAGUGGCUCUCCCCCAGUCACUAAUUCUGCUGCAAAGGCCCAAUCUGGAAACAUACCAGAUAAGACAGUUGUAAUAUUGAAGAAGAGAGCACCUGCGCUGACAGACAAAGAACCGAACCCAGAAUUCUUCCACAAACUAGAAACAAGAGGCCCUGAUGAAUUGCCUGUUGAAGUUGCUGUCCCUCGUCGGUGCAAUAAUUCCUCUAGUCUAAACAAUGAGGAAGAACCAAUAUCAAACAAUACAGAACUGAAGGAGAGAUCAGAUCCCUCAGCAAAUCACAGGUCUGAUGAGCUGUAUUUCAAUAAUAGGUACCGCAUCAGUGAUAGAGGAACCGUGGGGAGAGAUCCCAAAAGCAGAGCAUUUGAUGAUGAACGGGGUGAUUACAACAAUAGGGGGGAGACUGCUGGAAAUCGCGCUGCAGGUAUCUCCAAAACUGAUGGGCAGUCGGAAGGAUCCUUGGGAAAUAGUAGAGGAAAUUGGUUGGCAAUUCAAAGGCAAUUGCUGCAACUAGAAAGACAACAGACGCAUCUUAUGCAUAUGCUUCAGGAUUUUAUGGGUGGAUCUCAUGAUAGCAUGGUGACCCUGGAAAACAGAGUUCGAGGUCUUGAGAGAGUUGUUGAAGACAUGGCACGAGAUCUGUCUAUGUCCUCUGCUGGUAGGAGGGGUGGUAGCAGCUUUGCCAUGUCUUUUGAUGGUUCAUCUUCUAACCGAUCAUUGGGCAAGUACAAUGGCUUCUCAGAUUAUUCUAGUGCAAUGUACAAUGGUCGGGGUCCUUUUGGGGAUAGAUUUGUGCAAUCUGAUGUGAAUGCUUCAGCUGCGAGGGGGAGAAAUCCGCACUGGAGGGCGGACACAUCUGAUACUUGGGAUUUCCCCUCGUAUGGGUCUAGAAAUGGUCAGGUUGGCUCAAGAAGAGCUCCAGGUGGUGGAAGUGCUCUAGGGUCACCAAAAUCUGAGCAUGAAAAUGAUCAAGUUGGCAGCAGCAGGAGAGGUUGGGAUAAGGGCGGUGGUGGGCCCUCUAGGCUUGGUGAGGGGCCUUCUGCUAGAAGUGUUUGGCAGGCAUCCAAAGAUGAAGCAACUUUGGAAGCCAUCCGCGUUGCUGGGGAUGAUAAUGGAUUGUUAUCACGGACUGCCAGGGUGGCCAUUCCUGAAUUGACUGCUGAAGCCAUGGGAGAUGACAAUGGUGUUGAGCAAGAGCGGGACCCCAUUUGGACUUCAUGGAGUAAUGCCAUGGAUGCCCUAAAAGUUGGUGACAUGGAUACAGCUUAUGCUGAAGUGACUUCCACUGGAGAUGAUAUGUUGCUUGUGAAGAUUAUGGACAGGACGGGACCUGUGGUCGAUCAACUCACGAAUGAAACAGCAUGUGAUGUCUUUCAUGCUAUUGCUCAGUUCUUGCUGGAUCACAAUUUGUUCGACCUCUGUUUCUCUUGGAUUCACCAGUUGGUAGACAUAGUAAUGGAGAAUGGAGCAGAUGUUCUGGGGAUUCCCAUGGAAUUGAAGAGGGAACUUUUGUUGAACCUACACGAAGCUUCCACGGGAAUCGAUCUGCCAGAGGACUGGGAAGGUGUGGGGCCUGACCAACUCCUGCUGCAGUUGGCAUCAGCUUGGGGCAUUGAACUGCAACAGUUUGACAAGUGAAGCAACUAGCAACUCCUUUAAGUCCAAGAUUGUGAACAUGGAUCCAGUGUCGUGCCAGUUCGAUUUUCUUGCAUGUUUUUGAGCUUUUUGUUGAUAGAUCUAUCAAGUAUUGACCCUGUAUCUUUUUGCAGUUUUCGUUCCUUUUGCUACUUUAUUGGAGAAUACCUACUAUAUUUGAUCUGGAGAGUUAAAAGGUGUUGUAAAUGGAUAUACAGCUUCGUGAUAGCAAGGAUUUGGUGUUGAAUUAGUUGCCAACUUGACCGCCCUGGCUGGUCCCUCCCAGAACCAAAGUCCGGCAAAACAACGAAUAAGAAAG
Messenger RNA from Linum tenue, 3796 nucleotides. Lineage: Eukaryota; Viridiplantae; Streptophyta; Magnoliopsida; Malpighiales; Linaceae. The record is from the annotation of a GenBank genome assembly.